AUGGCGGAAAACGGAGUCAAUGAAAUUGCAAAUCAGCUGGAAACCCUCACAGCACAAUCUCCGGCUCCUCAGGAUGCAUCCCACCUCUCAGCUUCCCAGUCUAGGGAGACUGAUUCAACUGAGUCUGAUCUCACCGAUAUCGAUGAAUCACUUUUGCAAGAUGAUGUCCCUAUGUCCCAGUCGGUUUCAACAGGAAGUCAUUUCAUAAAUCCUACUGCUCCCAAGGUGAGCUACCAAGUCUCCGCAUCUGGCGAAGUCUUGAUUAUGGAAGAGCCCAAAACUCCCAUUCAAAAAACCGCUCCUUCUCCUGUGCCCCGGUCUAGCCCUCCCCCUGUGUUCCUAUCAUUCGAGAGGUUUUAUCAGGGACUACCUGCAAACACGGCGUCCUCACCUCCCACGACAACAAUUCAACCACCAUCUCUGGCCGUAGAGCGUAUCAUGGGUCCAAAGCAGCCAAUCCCAGCCCGCAUGCUUGAGCUUCUCGAGGAGUGGCAUGAGGACUACCCUGAUAGUGAGCAUCCUUCAGCUUUGACUGGUCGCGCCCCUUCUACUUGGAAGAAUUUCAAAGCUUUCACCGAUGACGGCGAUGAGUGCGAGUUAUCUAUCUUUCAGAUAUCGCUCAAAACUCAGACCCGACGCACCGUGACAUAUCGAAUUCUGAUAUUGCACUCCCAGAAUGGACCCGAGGAACUUAUUGUGUAUGGACAACCCCGGCCGAAGUUCAGGGGACCCUUGAGCAGGGGUACGAAGGGAAUGUACCUACUGGACUGGCUCGAAACCGAGACGAAAGGCGAAGUUCAGGCUUGCGGCUUGAAACUGUGGAGAACGGAUGACAAGAAAAUUACGUUCACUCCACAAAUGUUUGAUGAUGGACGGAAAUGCACUCGGAUCCCGGGGGUCAGUGAUAUUUUUAACACGCGUGUGUCAUACACUACCCCAAAGAAGCAGUCAAAUACAAAUGACGACAACGAGGAUGCCGGGUCCAACUCAUCCGAUCCACUGUUUCUUUCCUUCUUGAAGUCUAAGCACCAACCUUCUACCCCCAGUUAUUUCAGAGCAGAGAUCGAAAAUGCAAACAAACCCCCAAUUCUGUCGCGCCUGUUAAGGGAUGAUAGAAAGAGGCGCCGCAGCACACUGAGCUCUAACGAUGAUGUCUCCAUCCUUAUUCGUUACAAGCUGAUGUCGGAUGUGUCCGAGCAGGUUCGCGUCUUCAAGACCGAUGAUGCAAAGGUUCUAUUCCAAAAGGCUCAAGAGUUUUACAACGGCAUUGGCAAUCGCACGGGACUGCUGUGCACUUUCUCUGGUAUCGGGGGAGUCCGGUACGUUGGGGAGGGCUGUGUGGAUGAGUUUGAUAUCCUUCAGGAGGAUAUUCGGAACUCUUCUAGUCCUGGUGAUAAAGAUCCUGUUGUUGAGGUGAAGCCUGCCAUGGGUUUCUAG
Molecule: messenger RNA, 1437 nt
Organism: Penicillium crustosum
Lineage: Eukaryota; Fungi; Ascomycota; Eurotiomycetes; Eurotiales; Aspergillaceae
Exons: 2
Coding region: 1-1437 (478 amino acids)
Source: RefSeq, a predicted model, not a curated record